Messenger RNA from Cyprinodon tularosa, 2192 nucleotides. It is a transcript of the gene socs9, whose product is annotated as suppressor of cytokine signaling 9. The transcript is spliced from 2 exons. NCBI's taxonomy places the organism in Eukaryota, Metazoa, Chordata, Actinopteri, Cyprinodontiformes, Cyprinodontidae. Gene Ontology annotation, biological process: intracellular signal transduction; phosphatidylinositol phosphate biosynthetic process. Bases 352 to 1977 code for a protein of 541 amino acids. The record is from RefSeq and is a predicted model, not a curated record. Gene Ontology annotation, molecular function: 1-phosphatidylinositol-3-kinase regulator activity. Gene Ontology annotation, cellular component: phosphatidylinositol 3-kinase complex.
GGACUGUGGUUGGGAAGCCAGAUUUCCUGGAGAGAACGCAUGCAGGGGCAGAAUUCACCAUCUCCAUGCAGAAAGCCAUAUGCUAGGAAUGAAACCCAAGAACUUCUUCCUGCAAGGCAACAGGGCUACAGCGCCUCGUCUCUGACCAUAUAAAGGAUCAGAUUUACUCAGUCUGACAUUCUUGGUGGUAGUUUGAAGUUUUUUAACAUCUAUAUGAUCACUAAUCUUGGACAUGUAUAGAAACAUUCAAAGCCAGCGAUGUGGAUGGAAGAAUUGCUGAAAGAAAUCUGCACUUCCAAGUUAUCAACUGACGGCUGUCUGGAGUGGUACAGUUGCAUCUCCACAUAAUCCAUGAUGUCAUUACCAAACGAGUCAGGAAACAGAGGGAAAGAUCGAGAGAGGGGGGCCCGGCCAAAGGUCAGGCAGAGCCGGUCAGAGGAGAGAAGAGACUCAGGAGGUGGUCGGAAAGGCGGAAAGGGGAAGAAAAAAGGCCUCUCCUCGCAUGAAGCUGUAGCUGAGCGGCCUGUCAGUGAUGGGUUUGAGUAUGGGGAACUGUUAAAUGAUCUGGAGGCAAAGGGCCAAACCUCCUCAUCCCCUCAGGACACCUGGAAAUGGCAGAGCUUCGAUGUCACUGGAUCGUUUUUGGGACAAAGUGCUGCAAUUAAGCAAGGUCAAAGCACAGUUAACUCUGCCACAGAAAUACAGGCUCUGUGUGAUGCAGAGGGCCGAGGUUCAAGCAGCAGUCGCACUCUCAGGCAAAAAAUCCAGGAUGCAAUGGGACAGUGUUUUCCAAUAAAGACGCAUAGUGCUGCAGCACCAGCUUCAACCCCUCAGGCCUUUUUAUCAUCAGCUGCCUGUGCCUCCUCCAGGCGGAAGAUCCAUCUCAGUGAACUGAUGCUGGACGACUGCCCAUUCCCUGUAGGAUCAGAGCUGGCUCAGAAAUGGUAUCUCAUCAAGCAACACACAGCCCCCAUUACCCAGCCUCCGCUGUUAGAUCCCUCAGUUGUGUGCAGUGUCCCAACUUCAGCAAUGGCUGCUGUGGAAGACGUGGAUGACAAGCUGCGAGAGCGCAGGCGCAUCAGCAUUGAGCAAGGAGUCGAGCCACCCCCCAAUGCGGAGAUCCACACAUUUGAGGUGACAGCUCAAAUUAACCCACUGUACAAGCAUGGCCCCAAGCUGGCUCAUGGCAUGAAUGAAUUAGCUGGGGCUGACAGAGCCUCUGCCCAGCAGCAGCAACAGCUUCUUCUCCAAAGACAGCAGCAACACCAGCUCUUGCUGCAGAGCUGCCUGGAUACUCUCGAUGAGGUCGCAGCCUCAGCAUCUGCUUCUCUGCACUCCUCCGACAUGUCCUCUGACCCUUUGGUUGACCCAGAGGUGACAACAAACAGUUUGACAUUAAGAUCCACACUUCCAAGCACAGAGCAUCACAAAUCCCAAGAAGGCUACCAUUUUCACACUCAGAUCGAUUACAUUCACUGUUUAGUCCCAGACUUGCUGCAGAUUACUAAUCUCCCGUGUUACUGGGGGGUCAUGGACCGAUAUGAAGCGGAGACACUGCUGGAAGGAAAGCCUGAAGGCACCUUCUUGCUGCGUGACUCUGCCCAGGAAGACUACCUCUUCUCUGUCAGCUUCCGUCGCUACGGCCGGUCGCUGCACGCACGCAUUGAACAGUGGAACCACAACUUCAGCUUCGACGUCCACGACCCCAGCGUCUUCCACGCUCCCACAGUUACGGGGCUGUUGGAGCACUACAAGGACCCCAACUCUUGCAUGUUCUUCGAGCCCCUUCUGUCCAACCCCAUACACCGCACACACCCCUUCAGCCUGCAGCACAUCUGCCGAGCCGUCAUAAGCAGCUGCACAACAUACGACGGCAUCAACAUGCUCCCCAUUCCAAAUGCGCUGAAAAAACACUUGAAAGAAUACCACUAUAAGCAGAAAGUGCGAGUACGGAGGAUGGAUACGUGGUGGGAAUGAAAAACAAGUUAACUCAGACUCAAGGACCCAGUCACAUACAAGCCUUUUUUUUUGAAGUACUGUGCAUAAAUUCACAUGACACUGUAUUUAUUUAUUUUAUUCCUGCUUCAUGUAAUAACAAUCGUACUAAACCACACUGAUGAGACAAUGUGUUAUCUCACUGAUCUUGCACAUUCAGCGUGAUGUUAAGCUCAGAUUAAACAGUUUCAGAUUCA